AUCCAAGUCAAGUCUACUUGCCCGUAUUUCACUUCCAACACCAAAGAUCCAAGUCAAGUCUACUUGCCCGUAUUUCACUUCCAACAGCUUUCAAACGAAGAAAAACAAAGGUUAUUUCAA
Racocetra fulgida is the source of this 120-nucleotide messenger RNA. Lineage: Eukaryota; Fungi; Glomeromycota; Glomeromycetes; Diversisporales; Gigasporaceae. The record is from the annotation of a GenBank genome assembly.